This is a messenger RNA of Rhincodon typus (whale shark), 1443 nucleotides long. It is a transcript of the gene camk2g2, whose product is annotated as calcium/calmodulin-dependent protein kinase (CaM kinase) II gamma 2. The transcript is spliced from 18 exons. The record is from RefSeq and is a predicted model, not a curated record. The coding region runs from base 1 to 1443 and encodes 480 amino acids. Gene Ontology annotation, cellular component: neuron projection; cytoplasm. NCBI's taxonomy places the organism in Eukaryota, Metazoa, Chordata, Chondrichthyes, Orectolobiformes, Rhincodontidae. Gene Ontology annotation, molecular function: calmodulin binding; ATP binding; calcium/calmodulin-dependent protein kinase activity. Gene Ontology annotation, biological process: protein phosphorylation.
AUGACGAUAUUUGGGCAGAUUAUCAAAAAUUUGAUUGAAGCCACAUGUUUUCAGGAACAUCUUCAAGGAAGAAAGAAAGAUGAAGAGACAGAGAGGUUUAAGGAGAGGGUCAAGAAGUUGGGGCCCAGUGCAGAUCACCAGAAACUUGAGCGCGAAGCAAGAAUUUGUCGGCUGCUGAAGCAUCCCAAUAUCGUUCGUCUCCAUGACAGCAUAUCAGAAGAAGGGUUCCACUACCUCAUUUUUGACCUGGUCACUGGCGGAGAACUUUUUGAAGAUAUUGUCGCCAGGGAGUACUAUAGUGAAGCAGAUGCAAGUCAAUGUAUUCAUCAGAUUCUAGAGAGUGUUAAUCACAUUCACCAACAUGACAUAGUGCACAGAGACCUCAAGCCAGAGAACUUGCUACUUGCCAGUAAAUGUAAAAAUGCCGCAGUGAAGCUGGCCGAUUUCGGAUUGGCAAUCGAAGUCCAGGGAGACCAGCACGCAUGGUUUGGGUUUGCAGGCACUCCUGGAUAUCUCUCUCCAGAGGUUUUGAGAAAGGAUCCAUAUGGAAAGCCAGUUGACAUCUGGGCGUGCGGCGUCAUUCUCUACAUAUUAUUAGUCGGCUAUCCUCCCUUCUGGGAUGAGGACCAGCAUAAGCUUUAUCAACAAAUUAAGGCUGGUGCUUAUGAUUUUCCCUCUCCAGAGUGGGAUACGGUCACCCCAGAAGCCAAAAAUCUGAUCAAUCAGAUGCUGACCAUCAAUCCAGCCAAAAGGAUAACUGCAACAGAGGCCCUGAAACACCCAUGGGUUUGCCAACGUUCCACUGUAGCAUCAAUGAUGCACCGUCAGGAAACUGUUGAAUGUUUGAGGAAGUUCAAUGCCAGAAGAAAGCUCAAGGGUGCAAUUCUGACUACAAUGCUCGCUACAAGAAACUUUUCAGCAGCAAAGAAUUUACUGAAUAAGAAAACAGAUGGUGUCAAGCCACAGACAAACAACAGCAAAAACAACAUAGUCAGCACCCCAAAGGAAAACACAUCUCAACCAACCACAAUGGAGCCACAAACAACAGUAGUCCAUAAUCCUGCAGAUGGCAUUAAGGUAACAUUUGCUUUCUCUUUUACUGGGGAGAAAUCGCAGACCAAGGUCAUACCUACACUGGCUAAAGCAUCCGCGCCCGAUGCCGGCGAUGACAGUAAUGGUCUUACAAAGAGUCAGUCCGCUGUCUUGCAUUCAACCGAGUCAGUUCACACUGAUCAUCUCCCUGAGAUGACGUCCACGCGCAAACAGGAUAUCAUCAAGAUCACUGAACAGCUCAUUGAAGCCAUCAACAAUGGAGAUUUUGAAGCUUACACGAAAAUCUGUGACCCAGGUCUGACCUCAUUUGAGCCUGAAGCCCUUGGGAACCUUGUGGAGGGAAUGGAUUUUCAUAAGUUUUAUUUUGAGAAUUGUAAGUACGCGAUAUAA